UUUUGGCGAGAUGUCAGAGGGUGGCGCGACGGGAUGUAUUUUAUUUCAAUGCAUGUCAGCGGAGCAUCAGGAGACUCUGCUGUAACACGCACAGAUCGGCCAAGGUGCCGAGAAAAGUUUUCUGAAGAUGGCAGGCUCGCACUGCCAAACCCUCACCUCGAAAGCAUGGGCGCGGACACCCUAUAUCACUUGUCCCUCGGUACACACACACACGAUCUAAAGGAAAUGUUUGGAGACGUAAAGUUUGUGUGCAUGGGAGGCACGCCCCAACGAAUGGAAAGUUUUGCGAGGUUUGUGAAGAAAGAGAUAGGCAUUAAGCUACCCACCGGAUCUGACCUCUACGACAUCAGCCAUCACUCGUAUCGGUACUGCAUGUACAAAAUAGGACCCGUACUCUCUGUCAGUCAUGGCAUGGGUGCGCCUUCUUUGUCUAUCCUAAUGCACGAAAUUCUGAAGCUUAUACAAUAUGCGGAGUGCCAGGACCCAAUACUCAUCCGCAUUGGAACGAGUGGAGGUAUUGGCAUCCCUGCUGGGUCUGUGGUGGUUAGCAACAGUGUCGUCAACGGCCUCUUGAAAGAAGAGCUGGAAAUGCACAUACUCGGUCAAGUGGUGCACAGACGUGCUAGGUUGGACCAGAAGUUAGCGGAAGCGAUUGUAAAUAUUGGCAAAAAUCACUUGCAUCAGCUGAACAUCGUCACUGGCAAAACGAUGUCUACCAACGAUUUUUACGAAGGUCAAGCCAGGCUUGAUGGUGCCUUCUGCUCUUACACGGAAGUUAUGAAGAUGGACUACAUGCAGCGGCUGAAGAGCCAGGGGGUUGUGAAUAUCGAAAUGGAAGCUGCCCAAUUCGCAUCCAUGUGCCAUGUUGCUGGUGUGAGAGGUGGCUCGUUUUGGUUCUUCGGACAACCUUCGCAAUUCUUUACAAGAGCGUCCUGGAGUAGCCAGUCUCGAGUAGUUUGUGAGUAGCAUCUCAUUUUUUUACCAAUCAAUCAAUCAAUGAACUUCGAUGUCAAGAUCGAUGUUUGGCCACCAUACGUAGGAUCGUGCCGGAGCUUUCAUUUUAAUGGUUCCCAUGUGACCACGGUGAAGCUCGCCAAGAACUGACUGUCCGUGUUUUGCUGGAAUGACGGUGCGAGUGCCCCAUGUUAGAAGUCCUUGUCGCACAGAUAGUUCAUCCUUGCCCCGGGUGUAAGGCACAAGAUCUUUGUCCGAGUUAGAAUUGUCCCAGCCAUCCAUGACAUUCCAAUGUAUCUUGGACAGAAUAACAUCUCGCCGGGUUGCGUCUCGCAGUUGUGAAUGAGUAACAGGAAGCUCUUCGAAUAGGCUGAAAUGGUAAAGCUCAACUUCAUCAGGGCCCUCCAGUGGAACAUGACCUAAGCGUUACAAACUGUUAGCAUUGCUGUUGUGACUAUAUCGUAGUCCAUGCCGGAAAGAAAGAGAGCAUAGCGUUGGAGACGUGCUGCCUGCAUUGCAGGUAUACCCUUCAUUGGCGAGAAGAUCUGUGUCAAUGGUUCAUGGUCCGUUAUAAGUCUCCAUAUUUUUCUUUUUUAUCCCAACCAACCAAUGAGUCUGAAGUGUCUACCAUAUAAGUAAGUGCAUGUAGCACUUCUGCACUCCCCAGACAAUGACCAGGGCCUCUUUGUCAAUUUGAGAGUAGUUCUUUUCUGCCCCUUUAAGGGUUCGCGAGGAAAAUACGAUUGGCCUUUCCGUCCCACGAGGCAUUUCAUGAGAAAGGGCUACGUCCAUGUGAUGGUACGGCAUCACAUGCGAGCCGGAGUGGUUGCUUCGGAAUGUAGUACACAAGGACUGUGUCAGACGCAAUAAUUUCUUUCGCGUUUGGGAAAGCAACUUUGCAGUCUUUUGUCCACUUCCACUUUGUGGUUUUCUCCAGAAGCGCGUGCAAAUGUCGCAAAAGGUUUACGCUGCCCGGAAUAAGCUUUCGGUAGUAUUUGGCCACUCCAAGAGAAGAACGCAGCUGGCUGACGUUUUGCGGUGCUAGAGCAUCAGGCAAAGCACGAAUCUUGUCUUGGGUCUUGUGCAAGCCUUCGAGGACUUCCGAGAGAUUGCUAAGAUGAUCCUCUUCAUUAGUACCCAGUGCCGGAUUUACAGUAGCGUGGCCCCGGGGCAGCGCACAUGUUGGGUACCUUCUGCCUGGUCGGUACUUUUCAUUAUGCUUCAUAAGCAUAAAUUGUGGCCAUGUCCACAGAGAUGCCCGACCUUGGUGCGACUGUUCCGUGCGGUAUAAAGGGUCUUAUCCUAUAAAAGUCUACCCGCGCCGGCACGCCGUGCUCGCC
This is a messenger RNA of Ornithodoros turicata, 2294 nucleotides long. RefSeq names its product uridine phosphorylase 2-like. Gene Ontology annotation, molecular function: uridine phosphorylase activity. NCBI's taxonomy places the organism in Eukaryota, Metazoa, Arthropoda, Arachnida, Ixodida, Argasidae. The transcript has 8 exons. Gene Ontology annotation, biological process: uridine catabolic process; nucleotide catabolic process. The record is from RefSeq and is a predicted model, not a curated record. The coding region runs from base 34 to 966 and encodes 310 amino acids. Gene Ontology annotation, cellular component: cytosol; cytoplasm.